UGAUACACUGCCUCACAAAAUGUAUUUAGAUGAAAACACAUUUAAUUAUUCUCAACCAAAGCCAACGAAAAGCUACUAGUCAACAAAAUGGAGGCAGAAUGUUAACUUCCCUUUUUGUUUUUGCUAACCAGCUAUGUCUCAUGCUAGGUUAACAACUUUGUCCAUGAUUUUAUAAACUAACGUUACUAGCAGUGCAUUUGAUCAUUAAGACGUUUUCAUAUGUUGGAGAGGACUGGACCACACAUUGUGCUUUUCAUUCAGCGCUUCAUGAUGCCCCCGUCGGGUAAGCGCGCCCCGCGCCGAGAGGAGCUGCUGCUGGAGCUGGCGUGUGAGUGGGGCUCGUGUCAGGAGACGUUUGACAGGAUGCAGGACUUCUGCCAGCACGUGGAGAAACAUUAUAAAGCUGCAGUGGACAGUGAGACAGACUUACCAGAUGAGGAGCAUAACUGUCUAUGGCGAGACUGUGGUUUUUGCUCAGUGGAAGGGGAUGCGGAGCUUCUCAGACACAUGUUCUUCCAUUGCUACCACACCAAGUUGAAGCAGUGGGGACUUGCUAUACUCAAGGGCCACAGUGACAUGGGUGACUGCUCGGUCGGCCUGCAUAACCGCAACAUUGUGCCUGAGGUCCAAGAGAACUUCCUCUGUCUUUGGGAGCAUUGUGAGAUGUCUAUGGAUAAUCCAGAAUGGUUCUACAGACAUGUGGAGAUGCAUGCACACUGUCUUGAGGCUAAUGAAGAGAAUGUUUUGUUCUGUGGCUGGAAAGACUGUGAGGCCUCUUUCAAAGGCAGAUUUAAAUUGCGAGAGCACAUGCGUAGUCACACACAGGAAAAGCUGGUGGCAUGUCCGACAUGUGGAGGAAUGUUCGCCAACAACACAAAGUUCUUCGACCACAUUCGACGGCAAACCUCCAUAGAAGGUCAAAGAUUUCAAUGUUCUCACUGCUCUAAACGUUUCGCCACUGAGCGGCUGCUGAGAGACCACAUGAGGAACCAUGUCAACCAUUAUAAAUGUCCACUGUGCGAUAUGACCUGUCCAUCACCAUCCUCGCUGAGAAACCACAUCAAGUUUCGGCAUUCCAAUGAAAAGCCUUACAGCUGUGAUUACUGCGAGUACAGCUGUAAAAACCUGAUAGACUUGCGGAAGCACUUAGACACGCAUAGCAGUGAGCCAGCGUAUCGAUGUGACUUCACUGACUGUGAUUACUCUACCCGUUCCCUUUACUCAAUCAAGAACCACUACAAACGUGUUCAUGAGGGAGAUUACACUCCUCGCUAUAAGUGUCACGUGUGUGAGCAGUGCUUCACCCGGGGGAACAACCUCACUGCCCACUUACGCAAGAAACAUCAGUUCAAAUGGCCUUCAGGGCACCCAAGAUUCAGGUAUAAAGAGCACGAAGAUGGAUUCAUGCGUCUGCAGCUGAUCCGCUAUGAGAGCGUGGAGCUAACAGAACAGCUGAUGCGGGAGAGGCAGGGGGAGGGGGACAGCAGUGAAUCCAUCCAGCAGAACGUCCAGUCCGGGGAAGAACUGGAGGAGACCAUACAAAAUACAGAGGCAGGAAUAAGAAAGGAGGGAGCAGAGGUCUGUAGGACUCAGGAUAAUGCCGAAAGCGUGUUCUUGGUGUUGAUGGCCGGCACCUCCUCAGAAACAGACUCUACUAGGGAGGGGUCAGUGAUGCAUCAGCUACAGGACACUGCCCAACAGCUGGGCAUGGAGGUGGUUUAACAGCACUUUGGAUUACUGGAACGCCCUAAGACUGCUGUGUCAGACAAUAAAAAGGGACAUUAGGACAAUUCAUAUUAACUCAACUCACUGUACUAUGAGACUAACAGGGGACCAAAGCUGGAAUAGAGUGUGUUUUAGGAUUCUGUCAUCCUCAAACACCUUGAACAGAAGAGCUAAAUCACAGGUUAGCUCUGUGAAUUGCUUAAAAAGAUGGUUCACUCAAAAAGGACAAUUUUUGUGAUGUUUACUCACCCUUAUGUCAUUCUGACACAGUAUUAUUUUGUCUGGCAUGACACAGAAAACAACCUUCCUUGUAGAGAAAACGUACGCACACACAGACACACAUGCAAGAGCUCUUAUUGUGUUUCACGGAAGAAGGAAAAUACUGGGUUGGAACAACAUUUGGGUGAUUAAAUGACACCUUGUUUUUGUCUGAACAUUUUACUGUUUGGGUGUGUGAGGGAGUGAGAGAGAAGAGGGUAAAGGUGAACGAAAAUUUUUAAUCCUACUGAACAAUUUAAUCAGCUUUCUUUUUAUGUUCAGUGUUAAUGUGAGGGGAGAAUGACAGUUCUCUGUGGAGGAAUCUUUACAGUGUAUAGUUUUUUACAAUGUGGCAAAUUGCUUGUUUUGAAGUCUAAUUGGAAGUGCUUCGGAGCUUCAAACUGACCAACACCUCUGUUUAAUUUAUUUUUCAACUUUAUAUGUAGGUAAGGAGAUCAGAGAAUGUACAGAAAGGCCCAUUCUGGUGGGUACAGAUUUCUGCCGCUUUUCUAUCAAAGUAAAAAGUAGUUUUAAAAUAAAUUAUCAUUUUAUUUUUAUUUUUUAUAGUUUUGACCUUUCAUUAAAAUACACCUUUUCCAUAGAACUUUUAUUUGCCAUUGAGUCCUAAUAAUCUAAUUGAGAAGGAAAACUAUACUUAAUUACUUAAUUUUAUUUCAAAUAAACAAUGGCAGUUAUUUCAGUA
This is a messenger RNA of Megalobrama amblycephala (Wuchang bream), 2686 nucleotides long. It is a transcript of the gene hinfp, whose product is annotated as histone H4 transcription factor. Gene Ontology annotation, molecular function: RNA polymerase II cis-regulatory region sequence-specific DNA binding; DNA-binding transcription factor activity, RNA polymerase II-specific. The transcript has 10 exons. The coding region runs from base 220 to 1722 and encodes 500 amino acids. Lineage: Eukaryota; Metazoa; Chordata; Actinopteri; Cypriniformes; Xenocyprididae. The record is from RefSeq and is a predicted model, not a curated record. Gene Ontology annotation, biological process: anatomical structure development; regulation of transcription by RNA polymerase II.